Molecule: messenger RNA, 651 nt
Organism: Candidula unifasciata
Lineage: Eukaryota; Metazoa; Mollusca; Gastropoda; Stylommatophora; Geomitridae
Source: the annotation of a GenBank genome assembly
AUGUGUUGUGUGAAUCCAUGUUUUAAACUAUCAAUGGCUUCUGGAAAUGCCAAACCAAGCAAGCUGAUGCGAGCCAAGGUAGACUCGUUUGUGGCAGCACUUCUCAAGAAAGGAAUCAAACUGCUAGCCGUUGAUUUCGACAAGACGAUUAUAGACAUCCACUCUGGAGGCGUGUGGGAUGAAGGUGUGGACAAGCUGGCAAUGCAUGUGCGUCCAUGCAUGAGGGAUCUGAUGGAGACUGCGUCAAAUAAAGGCCUUUUUGUGGCCGUUGUGACUUAUCACAGGCAGAACUGGCUCAUCAAAGAAGUUCUGCAGAAAGUCCUGCCCAAAAAAAUUGCUAACAAGAUUUACAUCCAGGCAAACACAAUUGACUUUUUGCUGCGACAGCACUCAUCCAGCGGGAACACCGAUGAUGGAACAGCUCGAUCCAUGCUGCCAGACUUGAACGGCAAACAGGCCCACAUUGCAUCGGUCCUCAGCGACAUUUACAAAGACCACGGUGUGACCAUUAAGAAAGAGGAGAUCAUUCUUUUGGAUGAUGAUAUUAAUAAUGUUCGUAUUGCCAGCUCAUUUGGACACUAUGCUUUCCAGGUUCAGCAAAAUGUGGACUACUCAUCGUUUGACAGUUUUGAGACAAUGCUUUUGUUGUGA